CUAUAUAUUUAAAUGCUCCAUUUGUUCACAUCGGGAAGCCUAAGUUAAAACAAAAACUCCUUUACACUCCUCCCCCUCCAAAUCAUUAUACACAACCACCGCGGCGGCGGCGGCGGCGGCCACCACAACAUCCUCAGAACUCUAGUGUGCCUGCACCAAAGGAUGUCUGAACCUCAUGAUGAGACUCCCAUACAACACACUCCACAGUCUGCUCUCCAACUCACAGUGUAUCCAAUUUCUUUAAAGUUUGAGGAGAUAGUUUACAAAGUUAAAGUUGAGCAGAAAGGAUGGUGGCACGGGGCAGCCAGAGAAAAAACCAUAUUAAAUGGAAUUACAGGAAUGGUUAGCCCGGGUGAGAUCCUUGCAAUGUUGGGUCCAUCAGGCAGCGGAAAAACAACUCUCCUGACGGCUUUAGGCGGCCGUCUUAGCGGAAAACUAUGCGGCAAGAUCGCUUACAACGGCCGCCCUUUCUGCGGCGUUAUAAAGCGGCGCACAGGAUUCGUCGCUCAAGACGAUGUACUCUACCCUCAUCUAACCGUAGCCGAAACCCUCGUGUUCACCGCAAUGUUACGAUUACCAAAGAGCGUAACGCAGGCAGAGAAGUCAGACCACGUCGAGAGAAUUAUAUGCGAACUCGGGCUGAGCCGUUGCAAGAGUAGCAUGAUCGGGGGGCCUCUAUUCAGAGGAAUAUCGGGAGGCGAAAAGAAGAGAGUGAGCAUAGGACAGGAAAUGAUAAUAAAUCCGAGCUUGUUAUUACUCGAUGAACCUACGUCGGGUUUGGACUCCACCACGGCUCAGCGGAUCAUAGGCACCAUCAAGAGGCUGGCUAGUGGAGGAAGAACCAUUGUGACCACCAUUCAUCAACCUUCAAGCAGACUUUACCAUAUGUUUGAUAAGGUUGUUUUGCUCUCAGAAGGUGCACCUAUUUACUAUGGCCCUGCUUCUUCAGCCUUGGAUUACUUCUCCUCCAUCGGUUUCUCUACUUCCAUCACCAUUAAUCCUGCUGAUCUAUUGCUUGAUCUUGCUAAUGGCAUUGCUCCUGAUUCUAAAGCUACAACAGAAAAAGGAGAGAAUUUGGAACAAGAUGAGAAGACGGUGAAGGAAGCUCUGAUUUGCGGUUACGAAAAAAACAUUUACACGAGACUCAAAGCCGAGCUCUGCAGUGUGGAUGUGAAUAGCACCAAUUACAGAGUUGAUAGAAAGUCAGAGGAAUGGUGCAAUAGCUGGUGGCAUCAAUUCACGGUUCUAUUUCAGCGGGGACUAAAGGAGCGAAGAUACGAAUCGUUCAACAAGUUGAGGAUUUUUCAAGUGACGAGCGUUGCUGUACUUGGCGGACUUCUGUGGUGGCAGACACCGGCUUCUCAUAUCCAAGACCGAAUUGCGUUGCUCUUCUUCUUCUCAGUGUUUUGGGGGUUCUAUCCACUCUACAACGCCGUUUUCACAUUUCCGCAAGAAAGAAGGAUGUUACUCAAGGAACGAGCCUCAGGAAUGUAUCAUCUUUCGUCGUACUUCUUUGCAAGAACAAUCGGAGACUUGCCUUUGGAGCUCGCGCUCCCAACUCUCUUUGUGUUCAUCAUCUACUGGAUGGGCGGACUUAAGCCCGACCCCCUCACUUUCAUCCUCUCUCUGCUCGUCGUUCUCUACAAUGUCCUCGUCUCCCAAAGUCUCGGAUUAGCGCUUGGCGCUCUACUCAUGGACAUCAAACAGGCUACUACUUUAGCAUCAGUCACCACUCUGGUUUUCCUCAUUGCAGGAGGCUACUAUGUUCAACAAAUACCUUCUUUUAUAGUAUGGCUCAAGUACUUGAGCUAUAGCUACUACUGCUACAAGCUUCUUCUUGGAGUCCAAUACAGUGAAGAUGAUUUCUACGAGUGCUCCGAGGGAGUCAUGUGCCGCGUCGGAGACUUUCCGGCCGUCAAGUCGAUGGGGCUCAAUCAUUUGUGGAUUGAUGUCUCUAUUAUGGCCAUCAUGUUGCUGGCUUAUCGACUCAUUGCUUAUGUAGCUUUGAAUAGAGUUCAGUUGAGGUCUAAUUAUACUUAACUUAACUAUCAAUUUUCCCUC
Molecule: messenger RNA, 2061 nt
Organism: Mercurialis annua (annual mercury)
Lineage: Eukaryota; Viridiplantae; Streptophyta; Magnoliopsida; Malpighiales; Euphorbiaceae
Product: ABC transporter G family member 14
Exons: 5
Coding region: 163-2040 (625 amino acids)
Cellular component (GO): membrane
Molecular function (GO): ATP binding; ABC-type transporter activity; ATP hydrolysis activity
Source: RefSeq, a predicted model, not a curated record